Molecule: messenger RNA, 4068 nt
Organism: Taeniopygia guttata (zebra finch)
Lineage: Eukaryota; Metazoa; Chordata; Aves; Passeriformes; Estrildidae
Source: RefSeq, a predicted model, not a curated record
AUGGCGCUGCCCCGCGGGUUCGGCCUCGUCCCGCUGCUGCUGCUGCUGCUGGGGGGGGGGCGCGGCCGCGCCAUCGUCAUCCCCCCCGAGUAUUCGCUGCACGAACUCCAGCAGCCGCCGGAGCUGACGGAGCAGCCGCCGGAGCAGCUCGUGGUGUUCCCCAGCGACGACGUCGUGCUCAAGUGCGCGGCCAGCGGCAACCCCCCGCCGGAGUACCGCUGGACCCGUGAGGGUCUCCCGUUCCCGUUCCCGUCCCCGUCCCCGUUCCCAUCGCCGUCCCCGGGCCCGGCGCCCCCGGAGCUCGCGGGGGUCUCGGUGUCCCCCGGGGGGGGGACAUUGGUCAUCAACGCCACCCUGGCCGGGCGGCUGCAGGGCCGGUUCCGCUGCGCCGCCAGCAACGCGCUGGGCACCGCGCUGUCCUGGGAGAGCCGCGUCAUCGCCGAGAACACGCCGCAGUGGCCCAAGGAGAAGGUGACCCCGGUGCAGGUGGAGGAGGGGGACCCCGUGGUGCUGCCCUGCGACCCCCCGAAAAGCGCCGUGCCCCCCAAGAUCUACUGGCUCAACAGCCGGAUCGUGCACAUCGCGCAGGACGCCCGGGUCAGCAUGGGCCAGGACGGGUUCCUGUACUUCGCCAACGCCCAGGUCGGGGACAGCCACCCCGACUACAUCUGCCACGCGCAUUACCUGGGGCCCCGCACCAUCAUCCAGAAAGAGCCGCUGGACCUGCGCGUCACCCCCAGUAACUCGGUGCAGUCCCGCCGGCCCCGCCUGGUGGUCCCCAGGGACCCCCAACCCACGGUGGUGGCGCUGCGGGGGGAGACGCUGGUGCUGGAGUGCAUCGCCGAGGGGCUCCCCACGCCCUGGGUGUCCUGGCGCCGCCUGAACGCGCCGCUGCCGCCGGGCCGGGCGGUUUUGGACAAUUUCAACAAAACUCUGCGGCUGCGCGAGGUCAGCGAGGCCGACGACGGCGACUACGAGUGCGCGGCGAGCAACGGGCACGGCACGGCCCGGCGCGGGCACCGGGUCACCGUGCAGGCGGCGCCCUACUGGCUGCGCCGGCCGCAGAGCGGCGUGUUCGGCCCCGGUGAGACGGCGCGUUUGGACUGCCAGGUGGGCGGCAAACCCCGACCCCACCUCAGCUGGAGCAUCAACGGCGUCCCCAUCGAGGAGCUGCCCCCCUCGGGGCGCCGCGCUCUCCGGGACGGGGCGCUGAUCCUGUCCCGCCUGGAGCCCAACGACUCCAUGGUGGCCCAGUGCGAGGCCAGCAACAGCCACGGGCGGCUCCUGGCCAACGCCUUCGUCUACGUCGUGGAGCUGCCGGUGCAGAUCCUGACGCCGGACUCGGCGCUCUACGCCGUGGUGGAGAACCAAACGGCGUUCCUGCACUGCCGGGCCUUCGGCGCCCCCGCGCCCACCGUGGAGUGGCUGAGCCCGGCGCUGGAGCCGGCCCUGCAGGACGAUCGCGCCUUCGCCUUCACCAACGGCUCCCUGCGGCUCGGCCCCGCGGCGCGGGGGGACUCGGGGGUCUUCACCUGCCGCGCCCACAACGCCCACAGCAACGCCAGCGUCAGCGCCCGCCUGGACGUCCGAGCGGCCACCCGGAUCGAGGUGCCCCCCCAGAGCGUGACGGCCAAGAAGGGCGAGACCGUGACCUUCACCUGCCGGGCCACCUUCGACCCCGGCCUGGAGCCCCGCGGGGUCCUGUGGCUGCGGGACGGGACCCCCGUGCUGGAGAGCCCCGACAGCGACAAGUUCUCGCUGGCCGGGGACGCGCUGACCGUGGCCGGGGUGGACUAUGGGGACCAGGGCCGGUUCCGCUGCCGCGCCUGGACCCGCCUGGACAGCGCCGAGGCCGAGGCCGAGCUCCGCGUCGUGGGCCGGCCGGGCCCGGUGCGGGACCUGCAGGUGCUCGAGGUGGGCGAGCGGCAGGUGCGGCUCAGCUGGACCCCGGGAGAGGAGCACAACAGCCCCGUGGAGAAGUUCGUGGUGGAGCAGGAGGAGGGCAUCUUCUCGCCGGGCCGGUUCGUGGAGCUGCUGACGGUGCCGGGGGCGCGGCCGUGGGCGCUGUUGGCGCUGUCCCCGUACGGGCGGUACCGGUUCCGUGUCCUGGCGGUCAACGGCUUCGGGCGCGGCGAGCCCAGCGCGCCCAGCGCCGCCGUCAGCACCGCCCCGGCCGCCCCCGAGCGGUACCCGAUGGGGGUGAAGGGGGAGGGGAACGAGACCAACAACCUGGUGAUCACCUGGCAGCCGCUGCCCCCCGGGGACUGGAACGCCCCCCAGCUCCGGUACCGGGUGCAGUGGCGGCCGCUGGAGCCGGGCCGGGGCCGCUGGGCCGAGGCCACGGUCGGGGGUCCCCCCCUGGUGGUCCGGGACACCCCAACUUUCAGCCCCUUCGAGAUCCGGGUCCAGGCGCUCAACGAGGCCGGGAAGGGCCCCGAGCCCCCCGUGGUCAUCGGCUACUCCGGGGAGGACCUGCCGCUGGUGUACCCCGAAAAUGUGGGGGUGGAGAUCCUGAACAGCAGCAGCGUCCGCGUCUCCUGGAGCCUGAGCGGGGCCGAGCGGGACCUGCGGGGCCGCCUGCGGGGCUACCGGAUUCUGUACUGGCGUGAGGGGUGGGUGGGGGAGCGCUCCCGGCGCCAGAGCCCCCCCCCCCGGGACCCCGAGCCCCCUCCCCAGCCGGGGGUGCUGACGGUGCUGGGCGAGGCCAGCGGGGUGGUUUUGGGGGGGCUGCACCCCUGGAGCCGCUACCGGCUGCAGGUUUUGGUGUUCAACGGGCGGGGGGCCGGACCCCCCAGCGCCGAGAUCCACUUCCACACCCCCGAGGGAGUGCCCGGCCCCCCCGAGGAGCUGCGUCUGGAGCGUUUCGGGGACUCCGCGCUGGGCCUGGAGUGGCGGCGGCCGCGGCGCCCCAACGGCGUCAUCACCGGCUACGUGCUCCAGUACCGGCUGCAGAACCAGAGCGAGGAGGGGUUCCCGCUGGAGAUCUCCUUCCCCGCCGGGACCCUGAACACGACCCUGACCCGGCUGGAGCCGCGGGGCCGGUACCGGUUGGAGCUCCGCGCCCGCACCCGGCACGGCCCCGGCGCGGCCCUGGUGCGCCUGGCCAGCCUCGCCCCCGAGCCCGUGCUGCCGGUGCUGGGCACGGUGGGCUUCGGGGAGGUGGGCGAGGAUUUCACGGAGCUGCGCUGGACCCUGGCCCAGCCCCAGGCCAACAUCGAGUUCGAGGUGGAGUACAUGAGCAAAACCACGGAGGAGCCCUGGCGCUCCUCGGGCCGCGCCAACUCCUCCCUGGGCCGGUACCGCCUCGGGGACCUCCGGCCCGGCACCUCCUACCGGGUCCAGUUCGUGGGGCGGAACCACAGCGGGGAGCGCGUGGCGUUCUGGGAGAGCGAGGUGCACACCAACGGCACCAUGCUGCCGCGCCCCGCGGGCGGCUUCGCCACCGAGGGCUGGUUCAUCGGCUUCGUCAGCGCCGCGGUGCUGCUGCUCCUCCUCCUCCUCAUCCUCUGCUUCAUCAAGCGCAGCAAGGGGGGCAAGUAUUCGGUGAAGGACAAGGAGGACACGCAGGUGGACUCGGAGGCGCGGCCCAUGAAGGACGAGACCUUCGGGGAGUACCGGUCCCUGGAGAGCGACGGCGAGGAGAAGGCGUCGGGCAGCUCCGGGCGCUCUCUGGGCGCGGCGGGCGCGGCGCUGGGCAGCGACGACAGCCUGGCCGGUUACGGCGGCAGCGCCGACGUGCAGUUCAACGAGGACGGCUCCUUCAUCGGGCAGUACAGCGGCGCCCGCGGCGCCACCGCCGGCAGCUCCGGCCCCGCCAGCCCCUCGGCCGCCGCCCCGCUCGACUGACCCCACCCGUGGGUGCCCCUGGGGUGUCCCCGCGGCCGUGGGGACGCGGUGGGGACAGCUCAGUGUCACCGUGGGACCCCCCCGUGGCAGUGGGGACCCCCCCCCAUGUCACAAUGGGACCCCCAAGUGUCACCGUGGGACCCUCCCGUGGCAGUGGGGACCCCCCCGUGGCAGUGGGGACCCCCCCGUGACGUAGCGGGACCCCCAUGGCCCGGGGGACCC